GCGUGCGUUCCACAGAAUGGCAUGUUUGCGUUGCUCUUGAUACCUCCCAUUCCGACCUUUUUUUUUCCUCUCCGGUGUGACGUCUGCUCGGGGCAGGUUACGUGAUUCCACGGUGGCUUCGUCUUGAACUGAGCUGAAAGGACGAAAGCAGCUGCAAUUGGUGACCAGGAAAGAAUGAUCUGCGGUAUCCUGUUUCCUAUUAUUUGACUGCUCACUUCCCUUUUUAUUAAGAUGCAAUUGGACUUUCACUUGAAAUUUGACAACAUGAUAUCCGGUGUGGUAUGGCAGGAGGCAAGCCAACCGAUAUCGUCAGAAGGCUUAGAUAUGCGUCGGCUCGUUGAUCGGGCUGGUUGUAAAAUUUUGCACCUGAACAUUGCCCAUUGUUUGUGUUGAAUCGUCAGCUAAAAGACUGACUUAUAUUGUUCUGAACAAGUCGUGAAUCCAGCACAAUGAACCCUGAGGAAACCUCACUGGAUCUCCUGCAGACCAGUGUAGAGGGAAACCUUAAGGUUCAAGAUGAAGUGUGUUACCCUGAUGAGAAUGAGAACAAAGUAGAUAGUGAAAAGGAUGAAACUUUUACCAGAAAAGAAGAAAUAACACUUCAAAAGAAAGACGCUCAGGAUAGUCUCAAUAAUAACGAAAAUUGUCAUCUAAUGUGUGGGCAACUCAGCUGCAAGAAAGGCUGUGAAGAUGGCAUUAACACAACUGGGGAAAGCCUAUCCACAGCUGCUCUUACAAGUAAGGAUGCCACCGGCGCAAGAGGGAAACUAAUUAAUAACAAGCGAAGUAACAGAAGUAAAAAGAAUUGUAAUGGCAAAUCAACAGGAUUUUCAUCAGCUGAUGCAGAGAUUUCACAAGAAAGCAAAUCCACAGAACCUUCUCUUGAAUUAGACACACCUAAUCCUAUAGCAGAAGAAAACAAGGAAACCCAUCUUAGAAACACACUGUUCUCCAUUAUCCAAGAAGAAUUUGAGUGGGCAGAGGAUCUUAAAAUGUUGCCAAUGUGCCUUCAUCAGAUUGCUGAGACCUACUUUCAGGAGGAAGACUAUGAGAAGGCAAUGCAAUUCAUCCAGCUGGAAAGGAUCUAUCAUCAGCAGUUACUUGCAAAUCUAUCUUCUAUUCAGGAGCAGUGGGAAGCAAAAUGGAAAAAGACUGAAUGUCCUACUCCACCAUCAUCUGAAGAUUCUGAAAAAGGUCUCAGCAGCACAGAUUUGGAAAAACUUUCCAAACUGUGCAAAUUUCAUGAAGAGCCUAAAAUUUCAAAACACAAGCUAUCUCCCAGUGAAAAGUCUUUGAGAAUCCAAAGUCUUCUUCAGUUGAUGCGAUUGGAAGAGACUCAUGGUGUAUAUGCACCCACUUUCAAUUCAGACAGAGAAAGUCGAACUGGCAAUACACCAAGCAAAGGCAGGGCACCUGCAGUGACAACGAUGACGGAGAACUCACCUUCCAGUGUAAGAACAGUCGACGAUAUUUCCAUAGAAGCGAGCCAUGAAGCUUUGCCCAGGCUGGACCACAUGGAGGAGCAGCCGCUUUGCAGCAUGAGAGUAACAACAGAAGCUCACACCCAGUCCACAGGGACAGUAGGCAGGGCUAAUGCUACCAUAUUUUCUGCUGGGGAUGCUGGUAAGAACAACAAUCUCUUGCAACCAGAAGCAAUACCGCUUUGCAAGAAUGUGUUAGGAUUAGAAACAGUCUCGAGGGAACCAGAGGAAGAGCACCCAGGGAAGCAUGAAUUAAUUUCAACCAGUGCAGCUUCUGCAGAUUGUAUUUCAGUAACCCACGAUGAUCUUUCUGGUAUGAGAAGUAAUUUGGAUUGCAACAAAGCUGUUCAGCCUGAGCAAGUUACAAACAAUACAGAAGAACUUUGUACAGCGGAAGAUGAUGAGGAUUUAUCUGUUAAAAAAGGCAACGCUAUAGCUCCAGACGGCACAAAAGGGGAGGCACUGGAGUCCCCUGAAUAUAUUGCAAAUCAGGAAACCUCACCAGAGUCCGAGAGGGAAGCUCAAAGACGAGCAACUGUUGAAUUUAUAGCAAAUUUCCUGAAUGGAGACCUAAGAGACAGCGAACAUUUUCUGUCUCAGCUUGAUUUUCAGGAGGAACCCUUUUCUGAGGAAGAAAUGUCGCCAAGCCCAGGCGAGUCAAUCUUGGGGGAAAAUUUCAUUUCACUGGAUGAACUUGCAAAGCGGAUAGAGGUGGAGGAGGUGAGCCCUGCUGCUGGUUUGGUAUCAAUAUUAAAGAGACGCAGUCAAACCGAGGGUAUAAAUUCAGCCCAGACAUCCCAGAAACAGACAAAGAGGAAAGUACGUUUCCAAGAAACAGAAGAUACUCUUGACCAAGAAGAAAUUGGUGGAGGAUCCUGCAUUUUACUGAUACUACUCUGUAUCGCAACCGUUUUCCUUAGCAUUGGAGGGACUGCAUUAUACUGCACUUUUGGGGAUAUAGAGUCGUCCGUCUGUAAGGAUUUUACUGCCAACAUGGACUUCUACUACACACAGUUGCUGCAAGGAAUAGAAGAGCUAAAACACUGGUUGUAUGUCACAUAGAUGACAAAAUAACACUUGGCUGGUAUUAUGGCAGCCUCUUAUUUUAUUAUUUUUUCACUUGUAGGUUAAAUUCUAACCUAAAACUGAACAUGUCUGUCCUGUUACAAGACUUGCAAAGAGAAAAAUAAUCGAACUUAGGUGGUUUUUAAAUUGACUUUUAAUAGAUUUAAGGGUUUUCAGUGGGAAAAUUAUGAAAAAAGCAUCCGAGUGGCACUGAAUCAUGGCACAGCCUCACAACUAACCACUAUUCUCAACAACACAAGCAGCCACUACUGCAGAUGGAGAGGCAUUCAGCUUAUAUGCAAAAUGUCUGUGUAGUCACUUGAUUUACUUUUAUUCUGCAUCCCUGAUUCACUUAUGAGAAUUUGUGUG
Xenopus laevis (African clawed frog) is the source of this 2915-nucleotide messenger RNA. It is a transcript of the gene cnst.L, whose product is annotated as consortin, connexin sorting protein L homeolog. Gene Ontology annotation, cellular component: transport vesicle; plasma membrane; trans-Golgi network. Gene Ontology annotation, biological process: positive regulation of Golgi to plasma membrane protein transport. NCBI's taxonomy places the organism in Eukaryota, Metazoa, Chordata, Amphibia, Anura, Pipidae. The record is from RefSeq and is a predicted model, not a curated record. Gene Ontology annotation, molecular function: connexin binding. The transcript has 13 exons. Bases 450 to 2543 code for a protein of 697 amino acids.